Molecule: messenger RNA, 5506 nt
Organism: Macrobrachium nipponense
Lineage: Eukaryota; Metazoa; Arthropoda; Malacostraca; Decapoda; Palaemonidae
Product: secretin receptor-like
Exons: 13
Coding region: 775-2904 (709 amino acids)
Biological process (GO): adenylate cyclase-modulating G protein-coupled receptor signaling pathway; cell surface receptor signaling pathway
Cellular component (GO): plasma membrane
Molecular function (GO): G protein-coupled peptide receptor activity; peptide hormone binding
Source: RefSeq, a predicted model, not a curated record
UCAUUUUUAAACGGUUGUGGAUGGCAGAAUUAAAAGUAUAUAAAAAAAAACUUUUAUGAUUUCGGUGCGCGCGACUUCGUUCUUUUCAAACGGGUUUAUAAGCGUUUGCCAUAGAGGCUGGCUGGCUUGGCUCCCUCACACAGUCGUUGGCGCUCGGUCUAGUAACAGCGACCUCUCUUGCAGCGGGUAUCGGGGGAGACCGACUUGAACUUCCCUCGCACGCGGUUCCUUUUAGAGUAGAUCCCACAUAUAUAUUUUUUCUAAAGUAAAUAGUUUCCCCAUCGUGUAAUUACGUGGUUUUAGUUAAAUAUUAAUUCUGCUGUUAUUUUCCGUUGUCUACGGUUGUUUGAGUCUCGUACUAAUUUUUUUUAAAGCGGUAUUCUGGUUUGGAAAAAGUUUCAAAUUUUGAAAGUCGUACCAUCCGUUAAUUCACUGAUAUCCGUAGCUUGAUCACGGUAACCUUGGUUAAUUUAUUUAUAAUUAAAAAGGACUAACUAUCUUGACAUACUUACGAACAAAAACAUAAAUUUACUCUUUGGGAAAAAAGUUUAGUGCUGUUAUUGAAAAGUGUGGCAAACCACGAGCACGAACGGAAGUGCGAAGCAUCAUUAUUUUGGCAAAUAUCGGUUUGACCAAUAUGCUUGACGCAGAAAAUGGAAAUCAAGGACCACUUCGUUGUGCCAAUGAGGACUUUAUCCUACAAUGCUUGAAAUAGAUUACUGGGAAGCCGCAUUGCUUUGAGGAAUAGUCGCAGAGGAAGGAGGCUGUUUAACGAUGUCAAGGAAGGACCAGGUUCUCUUGGGUUCCAUUGUUUGGAUGCUUCUGAUGAUGGCCCGGGCUGGAUGGUCCACCGAUUCCUCCUCCUCCUCCUCCUCCUCCUACCCCUCCUCCCCCCAAGAGCUGCUGAGGGAUGCCAUCUCCUUAGAUCACCCGUCCUCAGCCGAGCACCAGAGAGCCCUCCUGGAAGCGGAGAAGACCCGGUGCGAGACUGAAAUCAAGAAAGAGAGGGCUUCCCAGCACUCGACCCUGAGGAACUCCGCUGUUUCCUCCUCAGAAGCCGCCACCGCCAAGUCUGCCAUCGAACUUCGCGACGGAGGAACCUCAGAAAAUGUCAACGCGAGUCGUCGCACCAACAAGGAGAAAGUGGCCGCUGGGGGCGAGAACAUCGUCGUGUCUGAAGAUGCCAGUACCCUCUACUGCCCGACCUUUUUCGACAACGUUUACUGUUGGCCCCGAACGCCGGCGAACGUCAUGGUUUCCAUACCCUGUCCGUCAUACGUGAAAGGAUUUCAGACGUCUAACAACGCCACUCGUUUCUGCACGACGGAAGGCGUCUGGUUCCGGUUUUCAGGCUCCAACAAAUCCUGGACGAAUUAUUCCCAGUGCUCGAUGACCGUGGUCGUCAACCACAAGGUGAACAGCUCUCUUUUGACGUUCGCUCCCGUUGUGAGGACAGUGUCAUACGUAGGCUACAGCGUAUCUCUGGCAACACUCAUCAUCGCCUUUACCGUCCUCGCGUCAGUCAAGCGCCUGAGGUGCCCCAGGAACACGCUCCACAUGCACCUAUUCCUGUCCUUCAUCUGCCGUGCCAUCAGCGCCCUCCUCAGGGAUCCUACCGCCUUCCUUCCAGAACUCACUGCUCAGGAUUACGAGGAGGCCAGCGUCACCGGGACCUGGGCGUGUCGCCUCUUCACCGGAAUCUGGCAGUAUUCGAUCUUGUCCAACUACGCGUGGAUUCUGAUGGAAGGCCUCUACCUGCAUAACCUGAUUUUCCUGGCGCUCUUCACAGAUAACUCGGCCAUCACGCUGUAUAUCGUCCUUGGGUGGGGUCUGCCCUUCCUCCUGGUCAUAGGGUGGGUUACCGCUCGCAUCACCACAGACAACGCCCUCUGUUGGUUCACCAACGUCAACGCCUGGGUCUUCUGGACUUUCAUUCGGGGUCCCAUAUCCAUCUCCAUCGUGGUGAGUUUUGCCCUGUUCAUGAACAUCACAAGAGAACUCUUUUUGAAGCUUAGGUCUUCCACAACACCAGAAACCAGAAAGUACAGGUACAGACGGUGGGCCCGUUCUACUCUGGUCCUGGUGCCACUUUUCGGCGUUCACUACGCGGCCCUCCUAGGCUUCACCUUCUUCAUCGACAAAGACAGCACGAUCGAGAUGGUCUGGCUGUUGACCGACCAGUUCUUCGCUUCUUUUCAGGGAUUUUUCGUCGCCACUCUGUACUGCUUGCUGAACGCCGAGGUCAGGCUGGAACUGCGGAAGAUCUGGCAACACUGGCGCAUGACCCAAGAGCAGGAGAAGAGCACGAACUUCCAUUCGGCCUUCUCUCAGUCCAGAACUUACUUCAGUCGAGGAACGGCGUCCCCCGGGACCCUUCUGGUGGGGGGGAACAAGAAGAAGCCGGAGGGCGAUCAGAGGGCUGGAAGCGAUCCAAACUUCCUGUCGGGGACGUCGAAGACGAACGGCGGUCCACCUACCCACGCCAGCUGUCUGGUCAAUGAGAGGUCGAGCUGCGAUGACCUAAACAAGCAGUCUCUGACAGUGAGCCUUGCCGUUGUGGAACUACAGAGAGCCAACGGCCCUGAGGACGAAGACAAUCGACUCGCGACAGGAGACUCCACAUGGUGUAAGGCCGCCGACGACUCCACGAACCUGGGCGAUAUGGGGGAGCUGGGAUCGGCCCUCAUUCUACAACCGCUCUCCCACAAUGCCCACGACUUAGGCGAGCCUCACGGCACCUCCUGUAAGUCACUGAAGGCGAAGACGGGGGUUCCUUCGCUGCCACAAGCGAGCAACGCCCAGGAGGCGACUCUGGUCUCUGGUUGUGAUCGGCAGAAGGAAACUUCCUCCGAAGGGUCGCCACUUCUGUCGAGUUCGCCUGGACUGGCUGAGAGUACUUUCUAGAGAAAGGUUUGCAAUUCUGAGGCUUACCAGGGUUGCAACAGAAAUGCCAAGAGUACUAUAUAGUGAACGGGUUGCAAUUCUGAGGAGCCAGGGUUUCAUCCGAAAUACCGUGAGUACUUUCUAGAGAAAGGGUUGCAAUUCUGUGGAGCUAAGGUUGCAGUAGAAACGCUGAGAGUACUUUCUAGAGAAAGGGUUGCAAUUCUGAGACUUACCAGGGUUGCAGCCGAAGCGCUGAGAUACUUUCUUGAGAAAGGGUUGCAAUUCUGAGGCUUAGAGUUUUUGAUCGGUUGGCGGAACUGUAGCUUCAGAUGCUCUUUGAAUGAGUAAGUGUUUUUUUUUCUUUCUUUCUCUGUAAAUAAGAUUCAUGUAUGGUGCUUCUGUAAAUAUAUUGAAUGUGAUCUGAUUCUCCGGGCAACUGAAAAUGGGAUUUCUUACAUCAGAAUGAUGCAUAUUUCCUAACCACAUUGUUUUUACUAAAUUUUUAUCAUCUGCAAAUUCUUGGUAGAGAGAUAUUUACGUAGUCUAUGUGUGUGGAUGACAGAGAGAGAGAGAGAGAGAGAGAGAGAGAGAGAGAGAGAGAGAGAGAGAGAGAGAGAAUCUUUAAAAAGAAAAUAAUUGUGAUUUUACCUUGAAAACACAAAUCUUUCCAAACCUUUGAUGAUCAGUACAACUGCAGAUGAGAGAUUUCUACUUCCCCUUUCUACUUAGAUAUCCUAUUUGGAUAUCUGGGAUUUUUACUCAGUUUUUGAGAGGAUGAGUUCUCUUUCAAGUUUUGAUGAAGGGCGUUCGAGAGCAGCGAUCACAUAAGAACAAUAGAUGGGGAGCAGCCAUUUAAAACAAGCAUGACGGGAUAUGAAGCCAUCGUCCGCCAUCUUGGUUUAGGGUAGAAAUGCGUGCUUAUCAAACAUUCUGUGAUCUAACCUACUUUAGGGAUAAGAUAAAGUGUUCAAACUCGCCAUAAGUGGCAAACAAAAGUUAUAAACGCUAACAAUAACAUUCAAAGCAUUGACAACUAGUUCUUUGCAUUUUUUUUAUACUUAAAUGUUUAUAUAACUUGAAACAGCUACUCUGAGUAGAGACGUCACCAAAGCGACGAAGAUGUGACUAAAGAGUUAAAUCUUUUGAAUUGUAUUAGAAAAAGUAGCUUUUGUCGUUUGGUUAACUUAGCAGUUAAAGCGCCUCAGUGGCGUGGUCGGUUUGGUCUUGGCCUGCCACCGCGGUGAACGCGAGUUCGAUUCUCGCGCAUUCCAUUGAGGGGUCAGAGAUGUGUAUUUCUGGUGAUUAGAAGUUCACUCUCGACAUGGUUCGGAAGUCACGUAAAGCUGUUGGUCCCUUAAUAACAGGGGAGUUUGUUGUGCGUUGGCCAAAGGAAUGGUGCAUACUGUAGUAGGUAUUCUGCUUCAAUGUUACAUUUGCUCUUCUAACUUUUAUUAACCAAUCACAGUAGAUGUAUCGCAUGAAUUAUCAUAAAUAAAACCUUGAAACCAUUGGUGAAGUCUUCCGUUUAAAAUCAUAAAAUAAAACUAAAGGAGAAAACAAUGUUUGUCCAUCUUCUAGUGACCAUUGUAUGAACAAUUUCACAGCUCAGUGUCUCCAUCAUCCAAAUAAAACGAAAAUAUAAAUCACUGCUGCAUUAAUGAUAAUUUCGUUAUUUCAUUUUAAGAUAUACUAAACGACUAACAAAUGAAUAAUGUAAACUUCAAAAUACACUAAUUAAAUACACUUUUAAGUAAGAACAGCCGAUAUGAUUUAUUCAUGAUUUGAAUUAUCCUUUUUUUUUUUUUAAUUGAUAGUGGAAACUUUGAGUUUGGGAAUUGCACAAUACUCGCUAGAUUUAAGAAAAAAAAGGACGCAACCUGAUGUUCCAUAUUCGUGUCGAUUUCAUCUAUCGUGACGGAUUGUUUUUUUUAGAAAAGUAAUUUUUUUUGAAAAGUUUUUUUGGGGGGAUUUUUUUUUUUUGUAAGAAAAGUGUAGUAAAGUGUAGAAAGGGAAGCGAUGAUUCCAUUCCAAACUGUUACCUGACACAAAUUAUUAACUCUCAUAAAACAAAUGUAUGACAUAAGAUUGGGCUCAUUUGAAAAAAAACAAAUUGAGUUUAUAAAAUUAAAUAGUCAACUAUUUCAAAAGGAAUUUUAAACUAUUAAGUAAUAAAAAUCAUUUCUACAGAAUGCAGUGUAAGAUAAAUGGAAAAUAUAUGAAUCAUUACAAAACAUAAAACAUAGAGGAUUAAAUGAGGUUGACGUUAGAUUCUCGCUGGCCCAAAGAAGUUAUUGUCUUAUUAGGUUAUUCCUGACUUCCGCAUCAAGGCAGCCGCCAUCUUGGUUUAGUAGGUAGUGCCCACAGGCUGGCUUUAUUAAUGCAUCGUACCCCUAAUCUAUUGUUCUUAUGUGGUCGUUGCUCGAGAACCAAUGUACAACGCAGCUUUCUUGGUUUAUGAUACCUGUGAUUUCUCUAUAGAGAACUUUUUUUAUAUUUAUUUUAAGAUCGAUUUUACCAUGAUUUUUUUUUUUGUAAAACUGAAAGGUUGUAAUGACUUAUAUCGUUAUAUAUAAAGGAAUGAUUCGUGAUUGUUUGAAUUGUGGUACAUGCUCAGAUAAAACAA